Molecule: messenger RNA, 2157 nt
Organism: Penicillium antarcticum
Lineage: Eukaryota; Fungi; Ascomycota; Eurotiomycetes; Eurotiales; Aspergillaceae
Exons: 6
Coding region: 1-2157 (718 amino acids)
Biological process (GO): double-strand break repair via nonhomologous end joining; interstrand cross-link repair; protection from non-homologous end joining at telomere
Molecular function (GO): 5'-3' DNA exonuclease activity; damaged DNA binding
Source: RefSeq, a predicted model, not a curated record
AUGUCGACCUUUGAUGGCGUUGUUGAAGUCGAUUACUUUCGGAAUUGCCCUGAGCGGCCUGCGCCACUGGCUUGCUUUCUAAGCCAUGUGCAUAGUGAUCAUCUGCAGGGCCUUGAGUCAUUUCGAGCGCCGUUCAUUUACUGUUCGCCAGCGACACGAGAGUUACUAUUACGGAUUGAGCAAUAUCCGCACCGGAUGAACUUUAACAAAGGGAUCCUAGAGUCACGCAGACUACACUAUAAACAUCUCGCAAAACUUCUGGUAUUGUGUUCUAAUCUCUCUCGGUUGAAGUCAAAGCUUAUCCUUGAACAGCGCCCUAUCCCGUUGAAUACGCCAAUAGAGAUUGAACUUACCCCACGACGACGUGUCAGGGUAACAUUGUUCGAUGCCAAUCACUGUCCUGGGGCGGUGAUGUUUCUGAUCGAAGGCGACGGCAAGGCAAUCAUCUACUCGGGUGACAUUCGAGCUGAGAAAUGGUGGGUAAGUAGUUUGAUUCGCCACCCCAUCUUGAUACCAUACACUCUAGGCCAGAAACGGCUGGAAAGGUUGUAUCUGGAUACCACCUUUGCGAGCAAGAAAAAUCCAUUUCGCGAGUUUCCUUCCAAGGCCGAGGGUCUCGCGGAGCUGCUGCAGAAGGUGGAAGCCUAUUCUGCUGACACCAUCUUCUAUUUUCGCGCAUGGACAUUCGGCUAUGAAGAUGUAUGGAUAGCGCUGUCAGCAGCGCUGAACACCAAGGUACAUGUGGAUCGCUACCAGAUGGGUCUUUACCGGUCUUUGACCCGAAUCCUGGGCAACAAGGGCUCCAGUGAAGCACCUCCACUGUGUGGCUUUGAGCUGGGAAACAGAAAUAUAGAAGGCUGCUUGAGCAACAAUGAGAGCAAUCGAAUUCACAGCUGCGAACCAGGUGUCGCGUGCGCAUCAUCUCGUGGACCCAAAUCAGUCUAUAUCAUGCCGAUUGUCAACCGCACCUCUGCCGGUACAGAAAUCCCCGAAGUUGGUGCAGGCGGUGGUGUCGGGGAUCUAUACCAAACCCAUGAACUUGAGCUACCGGAUGAGUCUGCCAUGGCUGAGCUAGAGAAACUUUGUUCUCAGCGUAUACAAGAUCAAGAGGCGCUGUCUCAGAUGCGAAAUGCAUUGAAUAAUGCAUUUCACUCAAGAAAAAAAGCGCUCUCACUUGAUACAUACGGCUUGAGUGAAGAAGGGGAGAUCACACUAGAAAAUCUAGUGACUGCCCUUAGCCAUGGUCCUUCGGCUUCCACCGAUGAGUCCUCUGGGCCUGAUCUGCCCAAUACAAUACGCUUCCCAUAUUCCCGACACUCUUCGUACUCCGAAUCAUGUGAAUUGGUCGCUGCAUUCCGACCCAAAGACAUCCAUCCAUGCACGGUGGACCCCUCGUCAUGGAACGAGAAUGUCUCUAUUCGAACUUUAUUCGGCCACCUCUGUUCGGAAAAUAGAUUUGCCCACGAUGAGCAUAUGCGGCAGACCUUGGCAGAUGAGAGCGAUGGAGAAGGUCUGCGCGCAAAGAAGAGACCUCGUCUUGACUUCGACCUUUCUACCCAAUCGACAGAUACAAGUGAUGGGACCGGAGAUUUCAGCCUUCACACGAUUCACUUGAGUCAACAUGUCCAACCUCGAAUCACUGCGAAUCAAGCGAAUAUAUCCGAUGUUUCAAUUACACUCGACAAACCCCAGGUCCACGUAGAACAAGCCCUCUCCUCUCAGGCCAGUAUCCUACCAUCUACAUGCUCUACAGAUAAUGAAGAUGGUUAUGGACCCAUCAAUAUUAAGGAAGUAGCCCCAGGAAAUACAGAGCCUUAUCCUACAAUCCCAAACCCCGAACCAAAGUCACCAAGCAUAAUCGAUCUAACUACCGACGAUAUGACCUCCCCCAUCCACCCCGACACUCAAAAACGAGAAAGUCAACUCACGGAUUCAUUCCCUCUCUCGAUUUCUGAGUCGGCACUCGCAUCAUCGGACCAAAGACUUGUGGAUAGUGGCACACAAAUCUCAGAAAAGGAUGAUGCAAGUCUACGUCUCUCACGUCGUGCUCGUAUUGCCGCUUAUCUUGCUGCACGAGAGGAUACGUUUACAGCAUGGACGAAUGUCUCGCUUGUUACUGCGAGGGAUAAUCAUACCGAAGAGGAGAUCGAACUAUAG